AUCCGGGCAGAUAGUGCCAGUGUGCUGGCGCAACUAGCUUGCGUCUUGCCUCUGACGCCUGGCGUCCUUAUCUCGAACGAACCAUACGGGCCCCCAAGACAAUCGAUAUGACGACCGUCGUGGCUCUCCAGCCUGCCAUGCCACGCUCGACUCCCGUCCCUAUCGCCGCCGCCCGCCCCCGCAAGCAGCAGCAGCGGCCCUCGCCGGGGAAAGAGAACGUCGUCACUGCGAAGCCUGUAUCAACCACUGUCGGCCCCGUCGCCAACAUCCGCACACGGAGAGAGAGGCCCUGCGACGCCUGCCGGAGAAGAAAAAGCCGUUGUGUAAUCCACGAGGGCGCCGUCCUGUGUGUCUUGUGCGAGUUCCACAAGCAGGAGUGCACCUUUGUGCAAAGCCCGCUACCCAGAAAGCGCAAGGUCGUCGACGACGGAAAGAAGGAUUCGCCCAACAACCAAAAGAAGAGAUCUGUCGACGCAGAGCCGCCUCCACUAGCGUUGCCGACGCCCACGAUCACCGCGACCGCGCCAAGCCCACCACCGACUCAGUCGUCAUUGGCCAAUUCCCGUCUUCCCCAUCUAGGAGAAACCCUAGGCCUGCAGAGACGUCAGCAUAGCAGAUACAUUGGUCUAAGUUCUCCUUUUGACUCUGUGCUCAUUGGUCUUUCCAAUUUUGAUACCCGAAACGAGUCUACUUUCGACCUUGGCACUCUUCGUCGAGUAAAUGACCAUGAAUGUUUCAUCAUGUUGCCUGACGAGACCACCCAAGAUUAUGCCGAUGAGGUCGACACUCUGAAUCUCGUUGAGCAGAUUGUCCAUCCGCAUGGCCCUGCUUUACUUGAAAUUUACUUUCGCAUCGUACAUCCUAGCUUCCCUAUCAUCCAGAAGCACCUCUUCGUUCAACGAUAUCGGCAUGGCGACCGAUCUUUUUCACCGUCAUUAAUGGCUGGCAUGUAUGUCCUUGCACUUAAUUGGUGGUCGUUUGACUCAAAUCUGGCCAACUACCCAAAGCCCGAUGCAGCAAGACUGGAGGCAAUUGCGAUGAAAUCAUUAUCUCUCGCAAUGGAGAGGCCAAAACUCUCUACAGUCCAAGCAGGGUUGUUGCUGUUGCAACGACCUGAAGCGGACUCAUGGAGCUUAACAACUCAGCUUGUAGCCAUCGGUCAAGAGCUAGGAUUACAUCUCGAUUGCUCGUCGUGGUCGGUUCCUCUCUGGGAACGCGGGUUAAGGAAGCGAAUUGCCUGGGCCCUGUACAUGCAGGACAAGUGGAGUUCGCUCAUUCAUGGCCGGCCGUCGCAUGUUUUCAAUGCGAAUUGGGCGGUCAAGGUUAUCAAUGAUGAUGACUUCAAGGAAGAAGGUGAUGAAUAUGAAUCAACGCCAGAGGACAGUGAAGAAGAUAAGAAGGAAAUCGAGAGAGGCCAGAUUCUGUUUGCCCAGAUGAUCGGGUUGACGAAGAUUAUGGCCGAGAUAAUGGAUACCUUCUAUACCCAGGUAGCUAUUCAAGACUUUGCCAGUGCUGGAAAGAAUUCGACAGCUUUGGUACUUGAACGAGCGAGAUUCGUUCAGCUCAAGCUGAGAGAUUGGUUUCAAUACUUGCCUAAGUCGGUGAGCAUGGAAGCUCCGACCAACGGCAAGUUCUCCUCACUUGGCUACUUGCAUCUUGCAUACUUUGCGACCGAAAUCACUCUUCAUCGUCGUUUCGUGCAGUCCCUCGACGGCACCACAGCCACUUCAGAGGUUGUCUACAACCUCCGUACUGCCGCCAAAACGCGUCUUAUCCGCGCUAUGGAUUUCGUCAAUCGCCUGAAACCAGAACAUCUCCAAGGUUUUUGGUAUUUCGCAUCCAAAAUUAAUUUCACCCUCAUAGGGACGUUUGGUUCGCUGCUCUGGGCAACCGCCCCUUCGCAAGAAGAAGCCGACUUUUACAAAACUAGGCUGCGGGAGUAUAGAUGGACACUCAGUGUCAGUAGCAAACGCGCCGAGUUUCUGGACUACGCGGUGCAGAUGUUAGAUGCGUCGAGAGCCAUGUUAAAUAAUCUCGCCGAGAAACCAAGAUUGCUGGAUGAGGUUAGUCGGGCUGGAGUUCCACCUGCGGCCCAGCCGAGGAGUAGGAUGGGCCCCCCGCAGCAAAUUCAGGGUUCGUCGAGACAAGCGCAUGAGGAUACGGAGAUGUUGGAGGGUGCCGAGCUGAGACGGUUUCCGUCUGGAGGCAGUUUCCAUGGCUUCACGAAUGAUAGCUAUGAACCUUAUGGUAGUUCGGCGGUCGCUGGUUCCUCGAUGCAGCAGCCCGGUUCCGUGAAGGAUAGUGCGAGAGACGAUACGCCGAGGUCUGGGUGAGGUGAAGGAGCACCUUUCUCCGUGGACAUUUCCUGUGUCUUUAAGAGAUUUCGUCG
Molecule: messenger RNA, 2389 nt
Organism: Lindgomyces ingoldianus
Lineage: Eukaryota; Fungi; Ascomycota; Dothideomycetes; Pleosporales; Lindgomycetaceae
Exons: 3
Coding region: 108-2333 (741 amino acids)
Biological process (GO): DNA-templated transcription
Cellular component (GO): nucleus
Molecular function (GO): DNA binding; zinc ion binding; DNA-binding transcription factor activity, RNA polymerase II-specific
Source: RefSeq, a predicted model, not a curated record